UCCGCUCGCGAUCGACUCCACAAGUCAAACCCCCCUAACUUUCCGAUCAAGCUCUAGCAGUACUGCAGAGUGCAGACAGAGGAGUGCCGCUUCCGUUCGCCCGCUCCACCCUCCAUCCAUAUGGGUGCCGCGGCAGGGAAGGCCGUCGAAGGAUCGGCAUCUGCUGGGACAGCGCGAGCGGAGGACCGCCUUGCCGUUGCUGAGCGCGUUGUAUUCGACCUCGACUGCCGCCGCUCAUCCUACGACGGCACUAACGUUGGCAUAUGGGACGCGCAGGCGACGUGCACCAACAGGAGCCUCCUCGCCGCGAUCGACGAGAUAGUCUUCCUCAAGGAGACGCACGCGUUCCCCACAGCAUCCACUGCUGGCCGCCGCAUGGACGGAGCCCUCCGCGCCGCCAUGUCGCACCUCAUGGAGGAGGUCGUCAAGCUCAGGGUCUGGGACGGUUCUCAGCUGGAAGGCAGAAGCGGCCUUCGCUUCGCGGUCGAGAAGCUCUCUGUUUCCAUGGCAUCCCGCGGCUCCUCAUCGAUCGCCUUCCUUAUCGGUGACAGCACCAGCACGGCGAGGACCGGUGACAGCAUCAGCACGGUGAGGAGCAGCACAGGAGACUUUAGCUACAGCACCGUCGAUGAGCUGUACGCAUCCGGCGGGAGUCAACGGGGUGAAGUGACCGGCUUUAAGUCCCUGGAUGAGUUCGAUCUGAUCUGCCCGGGAAGCGUGUCCGUCCUCCAUGAGAUCUCAAAGCGGGUCAUCCGUGCCGGCUACACGAAAGAGCUGCUCCGGACAUUCGACAACGCUCCCUGCGACGUUUUAGACAGGUUCUUGUCGAUUCUUCAGAUGGGAUGUUUUCUGAGGACUGACAAGGUGAUCAGCUACGAGAACGCCGAGUGGUGGACAGCAGAGGACACGAUCAGGCGGUGGAUCUUGUCGACUAAACUGGUGGAGAAGGCCCUCGUCGCUAUGCAAAUGCAGCUCCAGGCGCAGGGGAAGGGCGCCUUCGACAGGUUCAAGAACUGCUACCUGAUGGCCAUCGCCAAGCGGAGCACUUCCAUCCUGCUCAUGUUUGCAAACGGGUUCACCAGCACGCACUCGCCGGAUAAGCUCAUAUACGUUCUGCAAAUGUACGAGGUGCUUGUUGACUCUGCCCCGGGCCUCAUGCUCGUGUUUACCGGGCAACACAAGGAGUUCAUGUCCUGCCAGGUCGAGGGGGUUCUCGCCAGGCUGGCGCGCGCACUGAGGGUCAUGACCGGCGGGCUCGUCACCAAGAUCCGACCCAGCGUUAGCUCGGUGGCGCUGAGCUCGACCGGCGUCCAUCCGCUGACGCGGAACACCAUGGCCAUCAUCGAGUCGCUGGCACCGCACCAUGGCGCGCUGGAUGUGAUCCUCGCGAGCACGAGCAGUGGACGACGGAAGGGCGAUGCAGAGGGGGUAAGCUCGUUCGGUGAUCUCGUCUCCGAGCUCAUCGCGUCUCUGGAAGCCAACAUCAGGGAGAUAUCCGCUCUCCACGGCGCGGAGGGUGGAGGCAUGUGGCACCUCUUCCACGCCAACAACACCGACUUCGUGCUGAAACACGCCGACGUGCUCGAGGGAGACGAUUGGACUGAAUGGCGCCAGAGCCGAGUGGAGCAGCACGUGACGGGCUACGUCGAGGCUUCCUGGGCGCCAGUCGUGGCUUGCCUCGAGGCCGCGGGCGCCAGCUUGAAGAUCCUGGCCAAGUUCAACUCCGCGCUUGAGAAAGUGUACAGCGGGCACCUAUGCUGCGAGGUCACUGAUCCGGCGCUCCGUGCGGAGCUGCGGAAGGCCGUGUCUGAUCGGGUCGUUGGUGCCUACGACGCGUAUCUCUUCAAGCACCCCAAGCUUCGCAACUCUGCCAGGUACACGGCCGAGAGCCUGGCCGAGUUGCUCUCGGACCUGUUCGAAGGAGAAGCUGGAGAGGGCACAAGCAACCGCUGAAUGAACUUACAAAUUAAUCUACAACUGAUCAAGGAACCGCACUUGUAUGGGCACUGCAUGUCGAAAGAAUAGUGCAAAAGAAUCAAAUCAAACUGCAUUAUGUAUUUUGCAGUUUGUAGUUAGUCGAAAAUCAAAUGGUACUAGAGAUCCAAAGUUCAGUUCUUCCUCAAAGAAGACGGUAACACAGAAUAUUUUCACAUGGCCAUCAAUUGGCGAGGCAAAAAAAAAAAUGUAUUUACAGUCUCUAGCGAGACGAGGGACAGA
Triticum dicoccoides is the source of this 2217-nucleotide messenger RNA. RefSeq names its product exocyst complex component EXO70A1-like. Gene Ontology annotation, molecular function: phosphatidylinositol-4,5-bisphosphate binding. The transcript is spliced from 2 exons. Gene Ontology annotation, biological process: exocytosis. Lineage: Eukaryota; Viridiplantae; Streptophyta; Magnoliopsida; Poales; Poaceae. The record is from RefSeq and is a predicted model, not a curated record. Gene Ontology annotation, cellular component: exocyst. Bases 121 to 1953 code for a protein of 610 amino acids.